Parathielavia appendiculata is the source of this 1248-nucleotide messenger RNA. Its product is annotated as Pkinase-domain-containing protein. The record is from RefSeq and is a predicted model, not a curated record. Lineage: Eukaryota; Fungi; Ascomycota; Sordariomycetes; Sordariales; Chaetomiaceae. Bases 1 to 1248 code for a protein of 415 amino acids. Gene Ontology annotation, cellular component: transcription factor TFIIK complex; nucleus; transcription factor TFIIH holo complex. Gene Ontology annotation, molecular function: ATP binding; RNA polymerase II CTD heptapeptide repeat kinase activity; cyclin-dependent protein serine/threonine kinase activity. Gene Ontology annotation, biological process: positive regulation of transcription by RNA polymerase II; protein phosphorylation. The transcript has a single exon.
AUGGCCGUCUCCCCUCUCGUGGCGCCUACCUCGGACGCAUUCAAACCCUCCCGGCCGAUUUCGUCGCCCUUCAAACGACAGACCUCGGCGGUCCCGUCGUCCAACGGCAAUGGCACCCCGCGCUACCCCCCCGCAGCCCGAUCGGCCCCAGGAGACGGUGCCGCCAUGACGCUCGACCCGAUCGAGCAGCUCAACGAGGACGAAAAGCGCAAAUACGUCAAGGGCAAGAAACUCGGCGAGGGCACCUACGCCAACGUGUACCUGGGCCACGUGCGGCACGACCCCUCCACGCUCGUCGCCAUCAAGAAGAUCAAGGUCCAGCAGCAGUACCAAGACGGCAUGGCGCCCGACGCCGUGCGCGAGCUCAAGUACCUGCGCGAGCUGCAACACCCCAACAUCAUCUCGCUCCUCUCCGUCUUCAGCUCCAAGGACCAGAACCUGAACCUCGUGCUCGAGUACCUGCCGCUGGGCGACCUCGAGAUGCUAAUCCGCGACGUCGACCGCGUGCGCUAUGGCGCUGGCGACAUCAAGGCCUGGAUGGGCAUGCUGACGCGCGCCGUGUGGUUCUGCCACGACAACUUUGUGUUGCACCGCGACAUCAAGCCCAACAACCUGCUGAUCGCCGCCGACGGCGAGGUCAAGCUGGCCGAUUUCGGCCUGGCGCGCUCGUUCGCCGACCCCGGAAGGCGCAUGACGGCCAACGUCAUCACGCGCUGGUAUCGCCCCCCCGAGCUGCUGUUUGGCGCGCGGCACUACGGCGGCGCCGUGGACAUCUGGUCCGUGGGCAUGGUAUUUGCCGAGCUCAUCAUCCGCGCGCCGUUUCUGGCGGGAAACACCGAGGUCGAGCAGAUAGCGCUGAUUUGCAAGCAAAUCGGCACGCCGACCGAGGAUAACUGGCCCGGCGUGACGCAGUUGAGGGAGUACACCGUCCCGAGCGAGGUGGUGCCGGUGUGGGGAAAGGAGGCGUACAUGGGGCGCUUUGGCGCGGUCGGCGCCGACGGCGUGGAUCUGCUUGUGCGGACAGUGGCGCUGGACCCCAAGAAGCGCAUCACGGCGAGAGAGAUGCUCGAGCACAGGUGGUGGAGGACCGACCCGAAGCCGACGAGGAAGGAGGACCUCCCUCGGAAGUCGGGCGGAGAGGAGAAAAUGGGGGCGGAUCUGAAGAGGCGGAAUGGAAUACUUGACGACGAGACCAACAACCGGGGAGCCAAGGUGGCGAGGAAGUUGGAUUUUGGGCAGGCCAAGUAG